This is a messenger RNA of Pecten maximus, 3479 nucleotides long. Its product is annotated as glutamate receptor ionotropic, delta-1-like. Gene Ontology annotation, cellular component: membrane. Gene Ontology annotation, molecular function: glutamate-gated receptor activity. The record is from RefSeq and is a predicted model, not a curated record. The coding region runs from base 119 to 2677 and encodes 852 amino acids. Gene Ontology annotation, biological process: monoatomic ion transport. NCBI's taxonomy places the organism in Eukaryota, Metazoa, Mollusca, Bivalvia, Pectinida, Pectinidae. The transcript has 13 exons.
AAUUCAAUAUGGCAAGUGUCGUACCAAACGAAGGAAUAUUUCAGUUAAGAAUCUAGUUAAUUUAAUGAGGCAUUGACGAAGUCAGAAGUUAGUGUGAAUACUUUCCUGAGUUAUAAAUAUGACACAUUCAUGGAAUGACUUGUUCUCUGUAACAAUAGGAUUGGUAUUUAUGGCCAUGGUGACCGGAGAAGACGAAACAGUCCUUUUGAAACUAGGUCUUGUUACAGGGCCGUGUGCAGCCAUCUGUGACAAACAGACCACCAUCAAGAGCGUGUCGGGUCUGAGUGACGUCAUAUCAGCCAAGAUCACGUGGGCACACAUAAAUGUAUCGGAGCCUUAUCUUGUCCUUAACACAGUGAAUAGAAUGCGGGAAGAUGACAAUGACUUGAUUUUGCUGUUGGCGGAGGUCGACUAUCAUCUGAACUUCUCUCUUCUGCUUCCUAACAAUGCCACUCGAGUUCUGCAGUGGUCUGCUCCUCAAUCUUCAAAUGAGGAAGAUCGUGACAGUGUUUCGCUCAACAAUUGUGGUUCCAGCUCAACAUUUAUGUCUCUCAGCCAUGGAAAUGACGAGACGGUUGAUAUGUGUCAGACUGAGACGCAUGCUGAUUUUAACUACAACAUCAUUAAAGACCGUCAACAGCAUCGCGGUAGUGGGAACGCUUUGGUAGAUAUUGUUGCCUCGCUCACACGCCAUCUGAUGUGGUCAUCGACAUUCGUGAUAACCGACAAAGAGGAAAACCUGAACGACAUCGGGCGUGGUCUUUCUUCCGUUGGCGUAUCAAUUGUUGACGGUAUGAUGCCAGAUAUCAAAUCACCACGGUUUGAACAAGAUUUCCUAUCUGCGAUUGACUUUGCUAUUCGAGAAUUGCCCAAUAUUACCAUAGUAUGUAGCAUGGAAUGUGUCAGGACAAUACUGAAAAAGCCCUUCUCCAUCGCUCGCUGGGAGGUACACCGCUACGCCAUGCGCCAUAUGACACGAUGGAUUAUCAUUACUUUCAGCGAUUUUUCUGCCGCUGACCAAUUAACUGAUCUAGAAACAAACCUAGACAACGUAGUGGUAAUCGUUCUGCCGGAAAAUAUGGUCCGAAAAUCUCUUUUCAAUGGAGAAGACGUACAGACGUACAUACAGACUGUGCUGAGAGAAAUCGGCGGCAGCUACAACCUGUCUUACGAUGAGGAAAACAAUACCACUCUCAAAAUGCUGACGAUGGAUAAAUUCGUCUCGAGCAACAAAGUCAUGUGUCAGUGGGUAGCCAUAGAAGCCCUGAUGUGGACCAAAUCCGGAAGAAAAUUCCAGACCGUCGGACAUAUCCGGGAUUCCGGCAGAGUACUCACUUCCGGUGACAUAUUCCCUAACGCCAAAUUUGGAUUUAAUGGUCGGGAAUUUCUAGUAUCCACCAAUGUGUGGGAUCCGUUUGUUGCUAAACACGAUAAUAUGACGUUCACUGGAUUCUGCAUGGACAUGCUGGAUCAUUUAGCAGCCAGUUUGAACUUUACAUACCGUUUGACUAUGCCGGCAGAUCUCGCUUGGGGGAUGGAGUUCGACAACGGCAGCUUCAAUGGUUUGGUCGGUCAAAUGCAGAGAAAUGAGAUAGACCUAACGGUGGCCCCGAUGUCUAUCCAGACAAAUCGCGAGGCAGUCAUGGAUUUCUCGUACCCUUAUUUCUAUGAGCCAACCGUAAUGAUUCUGAAAAAGCCCGACCCCUCCGAAACAAAAUGGCGGACCCUGAUCGACCCCUUCACCACGACAGUCCUGAUCUGUAUAGGAAUAGCACUGCCAACAAUGUCCUUCGUGAUGUGGAUGUUGGAGUAUCUCAGUCCGUACUACAGUCAUAUAACGGACAGAGCUUCCAUGAGGGGGCUUCAUCACUUCUCAGACUCGUUUUGGUACCUGUAUGGCGCCCUCCUCACACAAGGUGGGGAACACAUGUCGGACUCUGUCUCGGGAAGGACAUUACUAAGCUUCUGGUGGCUCUUCUGUAUCGCUAUGAUGGCCACAUACAGCGGCAAUCUCAUUGCCUUCCUAACAGUUUCCAAGGAGAAACUGCCAUUCGACACUAUUGGCGGCAUGGUCAAACAGGACGUUUAUAAGUGGGGGACUAUCGGAGGGACGGCCUUCAUCGAUAUCUUUAAGACAUCCAAACAGCACGUGUACCAACAAGUGUGGGACGGACUUGUCCGCUUUAACCAGUCAGAAAACGACGUAAUGAGCUCUAACCCGGAAGUCCAUAUAACCAAGGUACUGUCUGGGGACUACGUGUUUCUUGGGGAUAAGACCUUUAACGAGAUUAAGAUGCGGAGCCGUAACGAGUGCGAUUUGGUGAUAACAAAAGAGGAGUUCCUACCUCUACAGUAUGCGGUUGGACUUCCGAAUAACUCCCCGUACACAAGGCUGUUCGCUAACGAAAUACUUACAAUUCAUGAAAGUGGACUGUUGCAAAUUUGGAAACUAAAACAUUGGCCUAAACAGAGCACAUGUUACAGUUCGUUGGUACCUGAAGCUACAAUAGUGAACUUGAUUGACAUACAGAGUGCUUUCUAUCUGAUCGGAAUAGGGAUUGUGGUGGCAGGAACAGUGUUGUUAUGUGAAUGUGGAUACUCCUACUGGCAAAAACAAAAAGGUAUCAACUCGCACACCGACGCAGUGAUCCAUAGACACACCAAAAGUAUCUUAUAACAACCAUAGUUGAUUACGCUCUCAAUUAAUUCGCGAUUUCAUUCUAUUUUUUCAAACAGCGUAAAAGGAACCAUUGAAAAUUAUAACCAUCAUAAUAUGGUAAAAUAAUUCAUACACGUUUUUGUGACGACUUAUUUUCAACAAUCAACGGCGUGUUUUCCGUUUUAAUGUAUAUAUAUAUAUUAACUUAAUAUUGUCAUGGCGUGAACAUCAUAAAAAUAAAACUCUUGGGAAUAUUUGUAAGGAAAUGGUAUAUCGUGCUGGAAUGUACAAUAUAUGUACGCCAAUCUAAAAUCUACAACCGCGUCUUAUUUAAAGGUGCUACAGCUCUGACAAAGAGUAGCUAUGAUCAACGGAAAAUAGAAAGAGUAGGUUGUAUAUUUUUAUAUAUUAACAUAAAUUACAUACUUGUCGCUAUAAUCAUUUCCUAAAAGGUACAUUAGGCUUCUCGUUUUUUUUAUUUGCUGGCGUUAAUAAGUUAUAAUUUCAUAAGGCGGGAAGCAUCUUGAAGGUGUUGGACUCAUAGUGGAAGGUUUAAAGUUCUAAAUUUUAACAUUUUCCAAAAGCACAGGCAGCGUAGUAGGACAGCAGCACAGGCAGCGUAGUAGGACAGCAGAGCUUGUGUUAGACUGACAAAUAUACAACACCACAACUAGGAGAAUGUUACAAUACUAAUGGCGGCGGGAUAGUGGAGAAAAUCCGAAACCGAUGUCAGGAAAGAAGAAUAACAUAACUAGUCUUGACAAUUAUGUGUCUUAUCUGUCUAAUAACAUUCUUAUAAUAAAAUAUUAACAUUUGCUAA